CACUAUACGGAUCUUACCCUAAUCUCCUAAACACACAGCCGCCAUCAAACCAAUUCUCAUCGUCUCCACCAAAGAUGCAGUGAUCUCCACCAAUGUCUCCCACCGAAGGUCCACGGCUGCCGACUUCCCCCACCAAAGAUGCAGUGAUCUCUCUCGCCUCUCUUUCUCUCUCUCGCGAUCGCCAUCAGAAUGAAAUGGAAACCCUAAUUUCAAAUUACCGUGUAUUCGAGAUGCCUACAACGAGGAUCCGCUUAGGCCAGGGAAUUCAGGUAGUGGCUAGAUCAUCACCAACAGACAAGUUAAAGAUUGUAGAGCAUUUGAGGGGUCUGUCUGAAGUUGUUGCAGUCACAGAUGAUGGGACAAAUGAUGCUCCAGCUUUACAUGAAUCAGAUAUCGGAUUCGCCAUGGGUAUAGCAGGAACAGAGGGUACAUCAAGAAUUACAGCAUUCAUUGAUCAUAGAGGUACACCUGAGGACCCUGCAAGAACGUGCACACUUGAAUAUAAGGAAGGAGCUGUAUGUUGGGGCGCUUUGUAUUGUGUAAAAGGAGGUGAGGAGAAAUAA
Molecule: messenger RNA, 563 nt
Organism: Lactuca virosa
Lineage: Eukaryota; Viridiplantae; Streptophyta; Magnoliopsida; Asterales; Asteraceae
Source: the annotation of a GenBank genome assembly